CAAUAGUGAAAUGACAAGAAAAUAAUUGAUAAUUUACAUCAUUCUGCUCUACAUGUAUGUUAAGACAAUAAGGAGAUAAUUUUAUUAGUUUUGGGGUCCGAACACAAUAAAUCACAAUGAACUAUUAGUGCAAAUAAAUUUGAAGUGUGGAUUCCACUAUGGGAUCUGUCUGGAAACGGCUUCAAAGGGUGAAUAAACGUGCAGCCAAGUUUCAGUUUACUGUAUCAUAUCAUCAGCUUGCAGUCGAAUUUACCUCGAAAUGGGAACCACACAAAUUAUCGUUGGUAUGGUCACGUAGAUCUCGAAGGGUGGCUUCCGCGCCUAUGGCAUGGGAGCCAACGUUACAAAACCCAUAUAAAGGUUUAGUUGUUUGGCCGGUCCCAGAAAAUCAUCAAGUUGCUAUAACGUUAUUUAAAGAUCCCAGAACCACUGAGUUGGAAGACAAAGAAUGGUCAUUUAUUCUAGAAGAUGUUCCAACAACUGGAAAAAGAAGACAACUUGCCAUUGCACAUGUCAAUAUGCGAAAGUAUGCCAGUGUCGAAUCUACCCACUCAGAAUUACAAAUCUCUUUUAAGACUACAACAAAGAAAAUUACUUCCGCUAAGCUUGACUGUACUUUGUCGUGCGUCCUUUUACGAGAAGGAAAAGCAACAGAUGAAGACAUGCAGUCUAUGGCUUCGCUAAUGUCCGUAAAUAAUAAUAGUGAUGAUAUAGCCGCGUUAGAAGAUGUAGAAGACGACGAUUUCUCUCUAAGUCAAAAUGAUAACUCGAUUAAAAGUAGUAUUAACGAAGUAACACAGCAUUUGCAGCAAAUGACGAACAGCCUAUCUGGGUCAGAUUUCGCAAGUACUCCAAUUAGUGUUACGAGCAUACAGUCGUUCUCUCGGGAUGACAAAACACCAACGGCCGAAACUUUCUCUCCGAUUUCUGAAAAGCCCAAAAUUCCCGCAGCAAUUCCUCCACCUAGGUUUAGCGAUUUUGCCGAAAACGAGGUUGAUCCGUACUCAGAAGAAUGCACUGAAUUGUUAGAUAGGCUGGAUGCGCUAGAGGAAGAUGGCGAAAGCGAGAAUAUUCCGAAACCCAAAAGCGUAAAUUUGAAACUUAAACCCCUAGAGUUGAAAGAACAUAUUGACAUACCAAAAAACCAACAACAAAAAUUAACAACACCGGGUCAAGAUUUGUUGGAAUGGUGCAAAGAAAUGACAAAGAACUAUCCAGGGGUUAAAGUCACAAAUUUAACAACUAGUUGGAGAAACGGUAUGGCGUUCUGUGCGCUUAUACAUCAUUUCGAACCAGCUUUAAUAGACUUCAAUUCUCUUUCACCACAUGAUGUGAAAGGAAAUUGCAAGAUAGCGUUUGACGCUGGUGACAAAUUGGGUAUUCCUCGAGUGAUAGAGCCUACAGACAUGCAUAUGUUGGCUGUGCCUGACAAGUUAGCAGUUAUGACUUAUUUGCAUCAGCUAAGAGCGCACUUCACUGGACAUCAGUUAGAAGUACAGCAAAUUGGAAAAACGUCGGAAGAGAGCAAUUACGUCAUCGGAAAGUUUAAUACUGAUAAGGAUACCGAUAUCACAAAACAAGUUUUUGGACAGGAGAUAAUUAACUUACGAAAAGCUAAACAAAAUCAACAGUUAAAUAAAUCUCAGGAAGGUAAAAAAGAGAAGGAAUUAAAUCAAACAAAUAAGGAAAUUACGCAGAACACAGACGCGAAAAUUGCCGCCUCAAAAUUACAGCUUCCGUUGAAAAUUACUAACGAACCGUCAGAAGUUAUUAAGGAACCUAAAGAAAAAUCACCCACGGUUGUUAAAGAUGUAAAAGAUAUCAUUUUAUUUGGCUCAAAGAGUAUAAUGAGUAAAGUUAUGUCUUCACCCUCUAAAGAUAAAAUUCAAACUAAGAAGCAGGAAGAGAAAAAGCAGGAGGUUAAGAAACCAAUUUUGAUGACUAGAAGAGAACUGACUGAUCCUUUUGGCUCUGACGACGAGGAAGAAGUUACAGAUAAUAAAAUUAUCAAUAACAAGGUACCUGAAGCUAAUGUAGAAAUGAAUGGGUCUGGUGAUCAUGCAAUUGUCAAAGAAAAGGACAAGGAAGUGUCAAGUGAUGUCUUCUCAGAUUUGCCUAAACCAAAUGUGCAAAUACUUAUGCGACAUUCAGAGCAAAGAGAACGUGCGAGGCAGUUGAUCGAACAGACCAGAAAAGACGCUUCCAUCACCACUUCCCCUACCAGGUGCGAGGACGAAAGACAGGCUCUGUUACGGGAAAGGGCGAGAAAACUUUUGGCAGAAGCUAGAAGAGGUUCGGCUCCCCAGACUGAGAUUAUUAGGGUCAGUCCUGAUUCGCUUAAAACGUUUAUAGAAAACGAAGAAAAGAAUCUGCAGAGAGUGGAAGAGGAGAAAGCGAGUUUAGAACGACAGAAUAGUACAGGUUCUGAAAAGAACGGUAAUGUCGUUUCCCUAAAAUCUGUAGAUAUUUCAGAAGAAAAUUCAACCAAAUCUAGUCCUAGUAAUAGAGAAAGAAUUACACCAGAUAAGUUACCAGAUGAGUUAGGGUUAAAACAGAUGGGUAUCGAUGUACAUAAUUAUAUUGACAAGGAAAUGGAAGAUCUCGAACGAGAGCAAAGUGCCAUAGAUGAACAAGCCGCUGUUUUAGAAAAACAGCUGAGGGUGGUGAUGGAAUCUCAAAAUAGUAACGGCGAGGAGGAAGAAGCUCUUAUGGCCAAAUGGUUCAUGUUUGUCAAUAAGAAAAAUGCUUUACUUAGGAGGCAAAUGCAACUUAAUAUUUUAGAAAAAGAAGCCGACUUAGAAACCAAAUACAAACUCCUUAACUUAGAAUUACAAAAAAUUGCCUCUAUCGAAGAGUGGAGAAAGACGGAAGAGCAGAGAAAAAGAGAGCAGAUGUUGUUAGAUGAACUCGUUCAAAUCGUUAAUAAACGUGACGAACUCGUUCAUCAUUUGGACAAUCAAGAAAAAGCAAUUGAGGAAGAUGAUUUAAUCGAGCAAGAUUUGUCACAAAUAGACUUACAGCCGAAGGAAAAAUGUGUAAUACAAUAAUGCCUUUCAUCUUUCAGUUAUAAGUUAACUUGAAUUAACUUUUACCGUAUGUAAACAAAUUGUCUUGUGAAAUUCGUCAAAAUCGCUUCAAAUUCAUUAUGAUAUUAUACAAUGGUGCUUUUGUGUGAUAUUUUCGUUAGAUUUUAUAAAUAAGCAAUAGAAUAUUCGCGCGAGCUUUCUAAUUUCACGAAUUUACAAUAUAAUUUGUUUACUUGCCAAAGUAACUCAGUCUUUUAUUUAUUGUAAAUUUUUAUUUCAUUAUUUUAAUGAAUCAUCUUUUUUUAAUAAAAAGACAAUAUUGUAUUUUGAGAUGACUCAAAUUCUGUAUUUAUUUAAAUAUUAUUUAUUUACAUUUUAAAUCAUUUGUAAUAAUUCAUCAUUAUUAUAUUAUCCGAAUUAAUUGACUAAAAUUGGCUGUAAACUAAGCCAUCCACUUGUUAGUGCAAUAUGAAGGACAAAACGUAGUUGGCAAGUUCUGCAAAAAACUUGCAAUUUUAGGUAGAUACCGUAAGUGAAAUGGCUUCAGUUUAAAAAUAUUUUUGGUGGUCAUAUUUCAUUUAUGUCAACUGAAAAAAAAAUCCAUUCGCAAUUUGGGUUGUAACAAUUGUUGUAUAUGAAUAGAAUUGUUAGACAUGAAUUUGUACGUAACUACGUGAUUUGUGUUUACCCAUCGUCCUACCAUUAGCUUAAUAUUAGCUUUAGCAGUUGUAAAAUAACUUUUUUAUUGUCUGUAUAUUUGUUUGUAAGGUAACCAGUUAAGUUAAUGUAAAUAAAUCGAAGAUAAUUA
Messenger RNA from Zophobas morio, 3834 nucleotides. It is a transcript of the gene Ehbp1, whose product is annotated as EH domain-binding protein 1. Gene Ontology annotation, molecular function: protein binding. Gene Ontology annotation, cellular component: microtubule organizing center; filamentous actin. Gene Ontology annotation, biological process: actin cytoskeleton organization. The transcript is spliced from 16 exons. The record is from RefSeq and is a predicted model, not a curated record. Bases 159 to 3047 code for a protein of 962 amino acids. Lineage: Eukaryota; Metazoa; Arthropoda; Insecta; Coleoptera; Tenebrionidae.